Messenger RNA from Meleagris gallopavo (turkey), 504 nucleotides. RefSeq names its product SEBOX homeobox (gene SEBOX). Lineage: Eukaryota; Metazoa; Chordata; Aves; Galliformes; Phasianidae. The record is from RefSeq and is a predicted model, not a curated record. Gene Ontology annotation, molecular function: DNA binding.
AUGGGGGGGGCGCAGCCCCAGACACCUCCCGCGCCCCACAGCCGCUGCUCCGCUUCCCCGACGGGGCGGGCGGUCCUGCGGCGGGGACAGAGAACCGAGCUCCGGGGUCCUUCCCCCUGCCCGGGGGGACCAAGGAAGAGGCGGCGGACCACGUUCAGCCGGGGGCAGCUGUCAGAACUGGAGAGAGCUUUCGCCGCUGUGCCCUAUCCGGACAUCGCCACCCGAGAACGCCUUGCUGAGCUCACGCAGCUGCCUGAGGCCAAGAUCCAGGUCUGGUUCCAGAACCGCCGUGCUCGCAGGAUCCGCAGCGCCAAACCGGAGCCACCACUGUCACCACCACCAGGGGAACAGGAUCCGCCCGUGGUGACCCCCGAAAGCACCAUCCCGGUCCCCACGCUGCCACCAUUGAGAGCCCACAGCCCUGCAUGGGGCCUCCCCACCUCUCUGGGCUCUAUCUCUGACCUUAUCUACAGUGCAGCCAUCACCAAUCUGGGCGAGCCGUAA